Molecule: messenger RNA, 1095 nt
Organism: Mycena indigotica
Lineage: Eukaryota; Fungi; Basidiomycota; Agaricomycetes; Agaricales; Mycenaceae
Exons: 3
Coding region: 1-1095 (364 amino acids)
Source: RefSeq, a predicted model, not a curated record
AUGGUUGUUCAACUUCCACCCGAACUCAUCGAACGCAUCGUCGAGGCAAUACCGAUCUUGGAAAAGAAAUCUAAACGGUUAUUCGCAAACCUCCACCUCAACUUGGACUCGGAUGGCGUGUUAAGUGCCCUGGCAGUUAGCCAAAGACUCGAUGACUUUCCUCGACAUGCUGAAUAUUGCACUACUUGUCGUGUUCUUCUCUCCAAGAAUCCUGAUACUUGGGCGACAGAGCAGCCCGUGGUGGAUCGUAUCCUACGCCAGCUGACCAGUCUUCGCACUCUUAUUGUGAUGAACUACUUUGCCAACAGCGCAAGGAUAUUCAACGCGACGGUGAUUCGGGGACUGCUUGAUAUCGUGUUACAACCAGACCGCAAACUCGAGCACAUAAUGUUCAGCAACACCGCUAUCACGCUCCCUGUGUUGGCACGCUCCCUUGGGGCAGCACCGCAGCUUACAUUCCACAACGUCGAUGUUGUUUCUGACGAAGAUGGACAUGCGACACCGCCAUUAACCAGGCCGCUUACGCGCCUUGGAAUAUCGGGAAGCCAGAUGGUCUCCACGGCAAUAGUUGACCCCGCAUUUGAGCCGUACUUGAAAGGCGUCUGUCAACUAAUACAAUCGAAUAUCACCACCCAGGGCCAUCUCGCGCCCUUAUUCUCGCUCGCUUCUACCCUCCAGCAACUGCAUUGCUAUUUUUCCAACCACUCUGAAGAAGUGCUGUCGCUCCCGACCUCGCUACCCCAUCUCCGCAAACUGAUCUUUGGCGUCGAAUCGUACAAUCUGCCCGUUGUCCUGAUGCGCCUCAUGGCCAACGGUGGCCUACCAUCGCUCGAGGAUCUCAAGGUGCAUCUCUCCGUAGCCUAUACGACCCCCGAGAGGCUAGAGCAACGAAUCACCGCUCAGAGUGGGCUCUACGCCGAGUUUGACAGCACUCUGGCGGGACAUCCCGCUCUCAAAGUGGUCACCUGGUCCUUGUUUCUGCAACACAGCCUGAGUGAAACCGAGCGAGCAGAAACCGAGCUGUUGCAGACGCUGAGAAACCUGCUCCCCAAAACUUGUGCAAGGGGCUUGCUGUUGGUCGGUGGAAAGUCGUAA